AUGAGUUACAUUGUUGUAAGAAGCGUUUCCAAUUUAGGGGAAAUAGUGGAAGUUACUACUGAGUACCCUGAAUUAACUAUAACCAGAAUUGGUUACUCUAAUGUUUUCGAUGAAGUCACUUCAACCGACAUAACCUCUCGCCAUCAAAUAAACAUGGACGGAGUUAUUGUUGAAAACCAGGAAUCAGAAGAUAUCAAUACUAUAGAUAUUGAAAAUCGAAAUAAAUUGUAUGAUACCAUUGAAAUCACUUAUGAUACAGAUGAAGAGACAGAACAGGUACAAGCCGAACAGAUUGUUACAGUAAAUAUUGAUGGUACGACAGACGAUAUCAUUGAUAUCACUUCUGAUACAGAAGAGAUAGAAGUCAGACAGAUUGCUCCAUUAGUUAAUCUGAGAUGUCUGCGAUUCAUAAGAGAUCGCAAAAGAACUUUUCCCACUUAUUACAAAGAAAAAGUAUUUGAUGAAUUGAUAAAUAUUUUAAGUAAUAAAACAGAAGACGAUAUUCUCAUUCCUAUUAGAGAAGAAGAACCCAUCUUCUAUAAUUUACGUGUAAGAGACUUAAUGAGUUUACUAAUGCCGAAAGGUUGGCUGAAGGAUUCUGUUGUUCAGGAUUAUCUCGCACUAGUGCUUCAUGAAAAAGAAACAACAAGGCCAAUGUAUACAGACUUUUUAGUUGCUUAUAAAACGCGUGGGUAUGAUAAUGCUUUAAAGUAUUUAAAAAACUAUAAUUUAAAUAUUGUCAACACAAUUGUAUUUCCGAUCAAUCCUGGUGGGAAUCACUGGGCCUUAAUUGUUGUUGAAAUUUGGGAGGGUAAAAUGCACGUUUUCGAUAGUCUUAGACCAGAGUCGCUUAUGGGCGAUUUGAAAUUAUUACGUGAAUUUUUUAAUCAGGCACUCGUAGAUAUCAUUAAUUCAGAAGAUUCUGGUGUGCAGAGGACUCCUCCUGCAGAUUGGAUAUUUAUUGAUGCCGGGUCUCCUAAACAAGAAAAUGAUCAUGACUGUGGUGUAUUCACGUGUGUGAAUGCAAGGUAUUUUUUAACGGAUACACCACGGCCAAUGAAGUUCACCCAGAAAUACAUACCAGUGUACAGGCAGAUGAUUGCCUGGGAACUGAUGAAAUGGAAACUUGACUCUUGA
Macrosiphum euphorbiae (potato aphid) is the source of this 1137-nucleotide messenger RNA. The record is from the annotation of a GenBank genome assembly. Lineage: Eukaryota; Metazoa; Arthropoda; Insecta; Hemiptera; Aphididae.